This is a messenger RNA of Achroia grisella, 1149 nucleotides long. RefSeq lists its product as uncharacterized. Gene Ontology annotation, molecular function: catalytic activity. The transcript has a single exon. The coding region runs from base 1 to 1149 and encodes 382 amino acids. The record is from RefSeq and is a predicted model, not a curated record. Lineage: Eukaryota; Metazoa; Arthropoda; Insecta; Lepidoptera; Pyralidae.
AUGCUGUCAGAACCAUACGUGGGUUCAAGUAAAGAAGUUAAAUCUAUAUAUGGGCUCCAAGUUUAUCAAUUUCCUCAGGACCGCACUGUCAAGGCAUGCAUUAUAAUAGUUCCAAAAUUGGGUACCAAAAUGAUUGGACUCGCCCAGUAUUCAACUCCGAACAUGUGUGUGGUUCGGCUAGACGACGGGAAUCGCAAAAUAUUGCUGGUCUCCAUUUAUGUAGAACCUAAUGAGGGCGUGCAUGGUACAUUGGACAGAUUAGAACACUUUCUCAAACUACACCCUAAUGAUCACAUAGUCGUUGGAGGAGAUUUUAAUGGCUGGCAUCCUGUAUGGGGCAGUAGUAGGAAUAACAACCGCGGAGAUUUGAUUAUUGACCUGAUGAACGCCAACAAUUUGUAUCUAUGCAAUACAGGUUCCACUCCAACCUUUGAAACUGUAACUCAUGGACGAGAUCGUUCUUCCAUCAUUGAUCUCACUCUAGCGACUGGUGAUGCACAUGACUGGGUGGAGAAUUGGAGAGUUGAUGUAACUAUUUGCCCCUCAUCGCAACAUAACGCCAUAGUGUUUCAGCUGGAAAAUCAGUGUCAAUUACCUGACAACAAUUCUAGCACUUCCACUUACAGAUAUAAUAGCAAACACGCUAAUUGGGCGGCAUUUAGAGACAUCCUGCUUACAAAUAUGGCUUCUGAAGAUAUUAUCAAUACCGAUUUAAACAUCGUAAGCAUGGCGAGAUUGGAAGUAAUCAUCGAAAAAGUUACAGAGGUUAUACAGCAUGCAUGUAGUGAGUCCAUGCCCGUUAAGAGGGCAGGACAAAAGCCUAAACCUCCCUGGUGGACGGAUCGACUUGAAAAUCUGAAGGCAGAAGUGGUGAGCUUACAUCGGCAAAUACAUUCUGCCAAAAGACGAGGAGAAGCACUGGGAGCUCUCUUGGCUGAACGACAACUUAAAAAGACCGAGUACGCUGCUGAAUUAAAAAAGAAUCGACCAAAAGUUUCCGAGAUUUCUGUGAGCUGCAAAAUAAAGAAAAUGUCUGGUCACUCACCAAUCGGCUUCUUAAAGAUGCGGCGCCAAGAAAGCCGCCAACCACAAUUAAGCUGGGUAACUGCUAUACCAGAGAUCGACAAGACACAGCAGAUGCUUUAUUGA